GAAACCCUAGAUCUAUGAUGCGAUUAUGCUUAUCUUCUUCGUUUUGGUACACGAUUGUGUUUAAUUGCCUUGUGAGCUAGAUCGAGUACAUUUUAUGCUGAUGAGUGAAGAUUUGAAGCUGUUUUUCUACUGUUCAGCUAUAAGAUCUUAGUGUUUAUGAUCUUUUAGCUUAGUUUACAGUGAUUCGAAGUAGAGGUUUUUUGUUCUGAAGAUUCGACUAGAGGAUUUGAUGAAAUUUGUAGUUGUUUACUACUAUUUUGCUACAGAUCUUGAAAAUUGACAGUUCAAAAGCUUUGAUUAGAGGUUUUUGAUGUGCAACACUGUUAUAGCUGUGCAAUGAGGCUUUUAUGGUUCAGUUCUUAUGUUUAAGAAGUUUUUUGCACGUAACAGAAGGCAAUUUGUAGCAGUGAUGGUAAUAAUAGAUGAUAAAGUGAUGUUGUGAUGUUGGUUUGGUGCUGUGAUGUUGUUGAUGGGAUAUGACACACAAUAGAUGAUAAUCAGUAGCAGUGAUGAUUAAAAUAAAUGAUAAAUUGGUGAUGUGCUGAUGUGUUGUGAUGUACUACCAUUUUGAGUAGUGAUAUGAGAUAAUAGAGGAUAAUAUUGUGUUGCUGAUAGUUGAAGACAAGUAUUAAUACUCUUGUUUUUAGUUUGUGCUAAUUCAGAAGCAAUGGGGUUAACUCAGAGAGAGGUCAAUUCAAUACUGAGUAUGAUAACAGUCAGAUUGACAGAGAGCAACUUUGUGAAGUGGAGUUUCCAAUUUCAGUCAAUGCUUGAGGGAGGUGAUCUUUUUGGUUAUUAUGAUGGGACUAAUGUGUGUCCUCCAAGAUAUGUUCUUACUGAAGAUGGAGAGGUGACAGCUGAAGUCACUGAAGCUUUCAAGGAAUGGAAGAGAGCUGAUAAAGCUCUUCUUGGAUUGCUAAUGGCCACACUUGAUGAUGAGAUAAUGGAUGUUAUUGUUGGAAGCAGGUCUGCUAAAGAAGCUUGGUCUGCUCUUAUUGAGAGAUUUUCAACUGUGUCAAGGGCUAACAUCAUGCAACUCAAAACAGAUCUUCAAACCAUUAAGAAGGGUGCAGACAAUAUCGAUAAGUAUCUUUUGAGGAUUAAGCAUGCAAGAGAUCAGCUCAAUUCUGUUGGAGUUUCUAUACUGGAUGAAGAUAUAAUUGUUGUGACCUUGAAUGGUCUUCCUGAUGAGUAUGCUAUGAUUAAGACAGUUAUUAGAGCAAGGGAUACUGCUAUACCUCUCAAGGAUUUUCGUGCUCAACUAUUGGCUGCAGAGAGGGAUAUAGAGAAGCAAUUUGACCUAUCUGGAGUAAUGUCUGCUAUGGCUGCUCAGAAUACUAGUUUCAGAAACAACAACUUUGGGACAAAUCAGUCCAAUGAUGGUGACAAAUGGAAGUCUUCUUACAACAGUAAUGAUAAAGGGAAAACUACUUGGAAUGGAGGCAAUGGAUCUAAGUCAGGUGGAUGGAGCAAUAACUCAAAAUUUUCUCAAGGUGAAAGUUCAGGCUCUUUUAAGGGCUAUAAUCCAGUUGAGUGUCAGAUAUGUGGAAAGAAAGGUCAUGCAGCUAAUGACUGCUAUCAACAUUUGGAAUGCUCUAUUUGUCAUAAGAAAGGGCAUCCAGCUAGUAAGUGCUUCCAAAAUCCUGCAAAUACAGUUGCUGCAGAAUACAGGAAUAAUGUUGGUAUUCCUCCAGAGUGUCAGAUUUGUAGCAAGAAGGGUCACACAGCAGUUAACUGUUUCUACAGGGUUGAUAUUCUAGCUGAUCAUCCCUCAAAGUCUGUUGUUGUUUGUCAGAUUUGUGGUCUUAAGGGUCAUGUUGCUCUAGAUUGUCAACACAGGAGCAACUAUGCUUAUCAAGGAGCUGAGCCACCAACUUCUCUUACUGCCAUGACAGCUAGCACUUCUAAUGGUGGUGCAAGUUCUUCUACUCAAUCUCAUUCAGUUGAUGAUAUCUGGAUUGGAAAUACUGGAGCUACUCAUCAUAUGACCUCAGACUUGAGGACUCUUUCUAUUGCCAAGCCAUAUGAGUCUGCUAAUACCAUCACUAUUGGAAAUGGAUCAGGACAAGGUCUCAAAGGCUCCUCUCUUCAGAGGAAAGAGUAAUGGGGAAGGACUCUAUCUUUUUAGAUCUCCAAAACUUACUUCUUCAUGUCCUUCAGC
This is a messenger RNA of Fragaria vesca subsp. vesca, 2161 nucleotides long. RefSeq lists its product as uncharacterized. Gene Ontology annotation, molecular function: zinc ion binding; nucleic acid binding. NCBI's taxonomy places the organism in Eukaryota, Viridiplantae, Streptophyta, Magnoliopsida, Rosales, Rosaceae. The record is from RefSeq and is a predicted model, not a curated record. The transcript has 2 exons. The coding region runs from base 668 to 2104 and encodes 478 amino acids.